AUGAGCAACGUAAGCGAGCAAGUCUCGAAAACAAUGGAGUCAGCGAAAGAGGCUGCUGCCAAAGUCGGCGAGCAAGUGUCUGACUUCUUCCAAGGGAACCCGUUUUCAACACCAGUGGGCCGCAAAAUAGAACUUGCGACAAACGCUUCGAUACUAGCCACUGAGAACUGGGGUUUGAAUAUGGAAAUCUGCGAUUUUGUCAAUAACACCGAGGACGGUGCCAAAGAUGCUGUCCGAGCAAUUCGCAAACGUCUGCACACGAACAUGUGCAAGAACAACGCGAUCGUCAUGUAUACCCUAACAGUACUUGAGACGUGCGUGAAGAACUGCGGUCAUAAUUUCCACGUGCUUGUAUGCUCCAAGGACUUUGUGCAGGAUUUGGUGAAACUGAUUGGCUCGAAGUUCGAUACUCCACAAAUUAUACACGAACGUGUUCUGGCACUUAUCCAGGCAUGGGCAGACGCGUUCCGUAAUCAACCGGAUCUUCAAGGAGUUGUUCAGGUCUACGAAGAGCUUGUUAGUAAAGGGGUCACGUUCCCUGCAACUGACCUAGAUGCAAUGGCACCAAUUUUAACUCCAAAACAGACAGUGUUCACUGAUCCAAAAGCGUCCACGGCUCUUUCGUCCCACUCAGGUGGAUCACCUAGUUACGAAGUCGUCAGCCAACCCGAUGGCCCAAUUACAGCAUCCGCGGAGCAACUAGCCAAGCUGCGAUCCGAUUUGGAUGUAGUGAAUUCGAACUUGAAGGUGUUCCGUGAAAUGCUCACCGAAAUCGUCCCUGGACGUGAAACAACCGACGAAUUGCAACUGCUUAAUGAAUUACACUCAACUUGUAAGCAAAUGCAGCUACGGGUGCUGGAUUUAAUUCGAUCAGUGGGGAACGAGGAAGUAACUUAUGAACUGCUCGUUAUGAAUGACGAAUUCAAUAGUGUGUUUGAAAAGUAUGACCGGUUCAUGACAAAUCGAAGCGGUGAUGCCACUGGUGAUGCCUCGGGUGGCUCCGCUCAGCCAGCUACUGCAGAUUUGAUUGAUGUGGGACAGUCGGGGAAAUCACUUGAGGAGCAGCUUGCUGGAAUGAAAGUGACUUCAGCUUCCAGCACAGAAGCUUACGCUGCUAAUAGUGAACAACAAGCUCAGGUUGGAAUUGCAACAGCUAUUAAUAACAAGGGUAAUGUUACUGAUAUCGAAGCGCAGGAAAUGGAAAAGUGGUUGGCAGCACAAGGUCAGAAAGAAAAGUCGCCAAAGCCAGCAGCGAAGAGCGAAGAUGACAAGUUGUAG
This is a messenger RNA of Necator americanus (New World hookworm), 1278 nucleotides long. RefSeq lists its product as uncharacterized. Gene Ontology annotation, molecular function: ubiquitin binding; clathrin binding; phosphatidylinositol binding. Gene Ontology annotation, cellular component: membrane; endosome. The transcript is spliced from 11 exons. Bases 1 to 1278 code for a protein of 425 amino acids. Gene Ontology annotation, biological process: signal transduction. The record is from RefSeq and is a predicted model, not a curated record. Lineage: Eukaryota; Metazoa; Nematoda; Chromadorea; Rhabditida; Ancylostomatidae.